Molecule: messenger RNA, 2576 nt
Organism: Salvelinus sp. IW2-2015
Lineage: Eukaryota; Metazoa; Chordata; Actinopteri; Salmoniformes; Salmonidae
Gene: hoxb10a
Product: homeobox B10a
Biological process (GO): regulation of transcription by RNA polymerase II
Cellular component (GO): nucleus
Molecular function (GO): RNA polymerase II cis-regulatory region sequence-specific DNA binding; DNA-binding transcription factor activity, RNA polymerase II-specific
Source: RefSeq, a predicted model, not a curated record
UGCAUUUGAGCUAAUAACUCUUGCGAUGUAUAUGACAUUGCUGCACAUUUCGUCGAAUUCAUAGGCAUAAAUCUGACUGAUAAAUUUGCCAUUUUAACAAAGGAUUGUAGCCGAAGCGAAACGCUGCUUAAUUUUGACAACAGGUUUGAAAGCUUUAAUCCUAUAAAAUCAUACACGUUAGGAACGGAUAUGAAUAUGCUCAUACAGCUUGGAAUAGAUGCAAGCCAGGCGUAAAUAUAUUAUUAAACCGAGUGAGUGAAUUACACACUGUGUCCAAAAUAUAAUUUAAUGCAGAUAUUCCAUCUAGCAGUGAACAACAUGUCAAUCUCUGCCAUUUUGAAAGCCAUUUUGAAAACAACUCUGCUACUUCCAUUGACACAUUGGUGAUAUGCAUUUCAUUUAAUUAAAGAUAAGCUAUGGCUAUAUGAGAAUGGAUAAGAAAUCUGCAACCUAUUACAGAAAUCAAUUAAACAGGAAGUUCUGGCAAUAGCAGAUUUAGGCGCUUGAAUUAACCAGCACCGCAAGGGGAGGAGCCUGCCCGUGAACCCCAGACGCUAUUGGGUCCCUUGCAGGAAGCUGCUCGCCAGACUCUUUUCGCGAAAAUAUGUCCUAGCAAUGUCAUGCUCUGAGAGAUUCGUUUUCACGGCGUCCUUGGUUAACUCUUUCGUGGACUGCCGUCCAAAGGAGCCCCCCUCUGUCGCCCACCCACACCAGCACGCCGCCCGCUCUGACCCGGACUGCAGAGUCCAACAUAACUGGGGUUCCGUGCCAAACACGGCCAUACCCGGGACAAUGAACCAGCACCAGCCGUUGCAGCCGCAAGAAGCUAUGGCUCAGCCUCGAUACCAAUACCACCAGGGAAUACUGAACUGGGACGWGCCACACUUGAGCCCGGUCCGGGUGCCGCAGGUCAGUGCGUGCCCUUACAGCGCGUCAAACAGAAAAGACGACUCCUCCUAUUUGCUCCUGGAACCGGACAACCACUCAAAACCGUCACCGGACGUGUCUGCCUUUACCAGACUAAUGUCAGAGAUGGGCUCCAUGACGGGCGGUUCUGGUCCAAUUCAGGGCUACUUCCGCCCGGAGCAGUCAUACUCGGGGAUCAAAGUCCAGGAGUACAACAACAACGUGCACGGCUUGCCCACGACCAAUCCACCGCGCGCUCCCCACUCAGUCUCGAGCCAUUUGUACCACUUGAGCUUCCCGGUGCUGCCAUAUCCAGACACGGACAUCAAGCGCGUUAUUGAUGACUUAGCGCUGGGCAGCAGUGAGUGUCCAGCCCAGAGAAGCGAUAGCAGCAGCAUCACCCUGGCCAGCAGUCAGACCAACACGGAAGACUUAGUCAUAGGUUUACGACGAGACAAGCCCCCAUCAGACUUACCCAAGGGCGAUAAAGGUCCCAGACAGGAGUCGCAAGAGGAUGCAACAUUCGAAAAUGAUGCAACCAGUGGAUGGCUGUGGGCGAAGGCGGGGAGGAAGAAGCGCUSUCCUUACACCAAAUACCAAACCCUGGAGCUGGAAAAGGAGUUCCUCUUCAACAUGUAUCUGACUCGCGAUCGCCGCCUGGAGAUCGCUCGCAGUGUCAACCUCACUGACCGYCAAGUCAAAAUCUGGUUCCAGAACCGCCGCAUGAAGUUGAAGAAGAUGACACGGGAACACAGAACCAGGGACACGGUCACACAUUUCCCCAUCUGAUUCCUCACAAACAUGGUGCGCAGAGACAGGCCUACAUGGACAGGAGCACGGGAUGAUGCAAAGUCAAUAAUAGGAUGGACCAUAUACUGAAGGAUGUGGAGAUAGAGGUUCUGAUCUGAAGGAUGGCCUGGAUGAAAGUACUGUCUAUGUCCUAUACACUUUGCAUGAGGAUAUGGUGGCUCUUACCGGUUACACUUGAGUUUUUCCAUGAUGGAGAAAUAUCGGGAAGCUUUUUCUUUCUCCAUACCCCUGUCCCGCAACACUCUUCAUAAAAGCACUUUAUUUUAUCAUUAUUUAAACAACUGUCUUGUAGUUGUUUCUUGAUAGCUCAAUAGAAUGAUUGCAACGUUGCUUAACUGGUAUUUUUUGCCAGACAUAGGCUACCGUCUUGAAUCGAAAACUAUUGUUUACAGUUCAUGCUAGGCUAUGGGAAGCUAAUUUUAAAGGAUGACUUUAUUUAUGACGCGAGCACUAUUUUAUUUAUUUUCGGACGCAAUGUAUUUGUAAGCGCUGGAAAAUGUGCACCAAUAAGCACAAUAUGUUGAACUUUUGUAACGGAUUUUAAACAUGAUUUCUUGUUUAUACGGAGUCCUUUUUCAGCUUGACUUGAAACAAAGGAUGUGUCGAUUACAAUAAUGAAUGAUUUGAUUAUAUAUAAAAAGACCUCUUUGUUUUCUAAAUGAGAGCAUUUGAAUUAAAGGUUACGCUUUCGGUGAUAUAGGGAAACGUGUUCCUACGCACAUGAGCCCUUUGAGGUUCCAAAAGGCAAGCCUGGGAUAUAAUAUAUACUUUUGUCUUGUAUUAUUAAUUUCUAGGCUAAUAUUUGUUUUGAUAUAGUUUCGCCUAUCACUUCUGCUUGAAUAAAUAUUCCCCAGUUCCCA